Molecule: messenger RNA, 1739 nt
Organism: Daldinia caldariorum
Lineage: Eukaryota; Fungi; Ascomycota; Sordariomycetes; Xylariales; Hypoxylaceae
Product: putative metallo-beta-lactamase domain protein
Exons: 2
Coding region: 302-1231 (309 amino acids)
Biological process (GO): secondary metabolite biosynthetic process
Source: RefSeq, a predicted model, not a curated record
AGUUUAGGUAAUCUCAUACUUAUUCCGUUGGGGACCUCGGCUUUUCAACUAUCUCUAAUGCAUCAUCUAGGUACCUUAUCACAGGUACAAUACCUCAAUGGCAUAAUUGUGCUCUAUUCUGUCCUCAUCGAUGAUAUCGUAAUCUAUCGCUAUCACUAUCAGAACAAUCAACAUAUUGUCAACGUAGAGAACUUGAUCGACUCUCCUAUGCAGAUAACACAAGACCAAUAUCUAAAAUUCAUAUCUUAUCAUCAACUCUGUGCACUUGUCCUUCCACGUGGUUAUAACUCUUAAAACUGGUAUGAGAGCUUUCCGAAUAGCUGCUUCUUAUACUACCAUGGCUACCCAACUCGUCCACAUACCGGAGAUCGAGCGGCUGAGUCCCGCCGUGAUCCGAAUUCUCGGCGGCAACCCUAGCAAAUUCGCGCUUCAAGGCACUAACACAUAUCUCAUCGGAACCGGCCCGAAGAGGUUAUUGAUUGAUACCGGCGAGGGUAAACCCUCGUGGAUUGCGGCCUUGAAGAAGACUCUCGAGGAGGAGAAAGCCAGCAUUCAAAUUGCUCUCCUCACUCAUUGGCACCACGACCACACAGGCGGGGUCGGCCAACUAUUAGAACACUCGCCGCAGACAGCCAUCUUCAAAAACCAGCCGGCGGAAGGUCAGCUAGAUAUCGCAGACGGCCAGAAAUUCGAGGUCGAAGGGGCCACCCUGACGGCCGUCCACACCCCAGGGCAUACCGUAGACCACAUGGCUUUCAUCUUACAGGAGGAAGACGCGCUGUUCACGGGCGACAACGUCCUAGGGCAGGGCACGUCCGUCUUCGAGGACCUCGGGACUUACCUGCAGAGCCUGGCGAAGAUGGAGAAGCUCGUGGACGGCCGCGGGUACCCAGCCCAUGGGCCCGUGCUGCCGCGGGCUCGCGCCACGAUCGCCGAGUACAUAGCGCACCGGCGGCAGCGGGAGCAGCAGGUGCUGCAGACGCUGGGGUCCGCGCAGGAUCGCCACCGCCUCUGGACGCCGAUGGACUUGGUCAAAGUCAUCUACCGCGACGUCCCGGAGGCUCUCCACGUGCCUGCCGCGAACGGCGUGGUCCAGAUCCUCCGGAAGCUCCGGGAUGAGGGCAGGGUCGUGUUGGAAGAUGGGGAUGCGUGGCGCUUGAGUAAUACUAAUGAUACUACUAGUAGUAGUGAGAAUAAUAAUAGUAAUAGUAAGGACCGGUCGAGCUUAUGAAAGAAGACGACUAUCGGUCGAUUGAUCGACCCAUGCCUCGUACAGCAUAUAUAGAUAGGUACAUUCUAAGAAUCCUGAUUAGGUAUUCAGCUGCCCGCAUAGCCCUCGGGUGAUACGUGCACAUAAUAGUUGCGUACACAGCAUUUUAAAGUGCUUUGUUCUUGUUCCACAUCAACCGCCCGAGCCUUUUCGCGUCCGCCUGGAAUCAUCUUGUAUCCCAUCCCAUCCCAUCGCUUGGUUCACAGAUUUGGCACGAGCACGAGCACUGCUAGGUACUAAUAUUAUGGGGUUGUACCAACGUGCCGGGAACCGUUAACAAGAUCCUUGGUAGUAUUUGUACCUUAAAAAACGAUGUCAUUCUUCGGAUUUUGGAGGUGGGAUUUAGGUAUGCCCGUAGAGGCCGAGAAGUUGUGUUUCCCGAUGGUUAGUACGUAAAAACGUGAAAAAAAACCCCCCCAAAAAAGUAAGACUAUACUAUAAUGGAGGUCGUCGUGGGUCUUUAUUAAAC